AUGGAAUUCAGUUUCCUCUUCGCUGACUACCAUCGUCUAUCCUCAAUUGGUGGUGAACAGGCACUUGCAAAGAUCGUAGCAACAUUAUUCGAAUCUGCUGAAACCCACUUUGGGGUGCUGCCCGUACGACUUUUCUGUUCGCUGCGAUCUGCCUAUCCUGGGCAACAUGGAUCUCUACGCAGACAUUGUGGUGUUCCAAUUGUGUUGUUAGUCGGAGUUGCUAUCUGUAUGCUGCUUUCUUCUGAAAUUUUCAUGACUAUAUGGUUGUUUAGUGAGAGGGAUACGAAUUCUGGAGCACUAUUCGUCAUCUCAGUCGCGUUCAUGACGAUUUUUCUCAUGCUGACCAUCUAUCCUGUUAUCAUCCUGUUACGAUACGGGUAUACUAACGUUCCAAGAAAACGCGUGAACGAAGCGGCAAGAUCUGUUCAUAAGCUGCGAUUUGAGGGGCUAAUGCAGAAGCUGCAGUCCGAGGUUGAUAUUUUGGCUGAUAUGAUUAGAUCUUUGGAUGCUUUCACAAGAAGUCAAACUCGUCUUGUAGUUGUUGUCGAUGGUCUCGAUAACUGU
Strongylus vulgaris is the source of this 564-nucleotide messenger RNA. The record is from the annotation of a GenBank genome assembly. NCBI's taxonomy places the organism in Eukaryota, Metazoa, Nematoda, Chromadorea, Rhabditida, Strongylidae.